AUGGAUGAAAAUAAUUCUGAUGACAAUCAAGAGACAAAAAUGUGGACGCCUAGAAUUGAAACGAAAUUAAAAAAUAUGUUGAGAGAUGAGGUUAGAAACAAUCAAAUAACGGGCCGUACUACUUCGUGGACAAUUAGGCAUUGGAAUCAUUAUGCAAAUCAGUUGCACAACUUGUAUGGAUUUCAGUAUACAGGAAAACAGGUGCGCCAAAAAUAUCAGCGAUUGAAAGCUAAUUACCAGACAUUUAAGCGACUUCAGGCACAGACUGGUCUGGGAUGGGAUCCCAUUAUAGGCACUGUUGUUGCACCUGAUGAAUUUUGGGAUAAAGCUAGCAGAAAUGUGAAGAAGUUUAGGACAAAAUGA
Molecule: messenger RNA, 363 nt
Organism: Camellia sinensis
Lineage: Eukaryota; Viridiplantae; Streptophyta; Magnoliopsida; Ericales; Theaceae
Source: RefSeq, a predicted model, not a curated record